AAUCGCUGUUUGUGAAGUGACGACUCUCCAAAUAUUUUCAAAAUCCCAAAAGAUUUGCAUUUUCCCCCCAUUCCUCGAAAAAUUAAAGAAAAAUCAAAUAAAUCCAUAUUUUCACAUUCUUCCCCAUUUGCACACCUACAACACACUAGAAAAAACGCACAGAAACAGUACCACUAUUUAAUUUUCAUUCCAAGAUGUCCACGUCAUCGGCACGCCGGGUUCAAGAACGCGGCGUCGGCGCCAGCGCCGGCGCUGGGAAAAUAGCCGCAGUUCCUACCGGAAAAAUAUCCCCAGCUACCGGGAAGUCUGUUUCCACAGGGAAGGAGAAUCCCAGGCCAACAUCUCGGCUUCGAUCUGCAACCCAGAAGCCCAGUAUACGUCCCAUGGCUCGGACAGACAAGUCGGCGGCGGCGGCUCCGGCGGUGGAGGAGCCACAUUCAAGGUGGUCGACUUCGUCGGUUCCGAGAGGUAGGAGCUCUAGUCCAUCUGAGUUCACUAGGGUUUUAUCCGAUUUGAGGAAAAAUCCCUCUAGGGUUUCUGUGGGCCCAUCUCAGAGGAAAGUAAACGGUGUUAAUUUGAAGGGUUUGAAUGAAAAAUACUGUCAAAAAUCUGAUAUUGAGAAAAGGGUUUCGAAAGAUCCUGUGAAAAAUAAGGAGGUUCUUGGUGAAUUGGUGGGUGGGUUUCAAGUAAAGGAGAAAGACAAGAUUUUAUUUGUGAAUAAUGAGAGUAGUUAUAUGAAAGGAAUUUCAGAUCUUGAGAAAAAGGUUUCGAAUGAUUUCAAGAAAAAUGGGAAACAAUUGGAGGAGUUGAAAGGUAAUUUUCAAGAAAAUGGGUUAGCUUAUAGUACGGAAUCAAACGGUAAAGAGCAGAGUCUGGGUUCGGUAAUGGUGAAAAAAUCGAAUAUUGAGAAUUCGAAUGAGGAAUCCAGUUUACAGUCGAAAUCUUGCACUACUGGAGUUCCGUCUGGGUUGAGUACAGGGGAGUCGAAAAUUACAAACAAAGACGGUAACUUUGCAGGAAUCGUCAGAGCAAAUGUUCCCAACAAAUAUCCAAGUAAGCUCCACGAAAAACUUGCCUUUUUGGAGGGAAAAGUGAAGAGAAUCGCGACCGACAUAAGCAGGACUAAAGAGAUAUUGGAUAUGAACAAUCCGGAUGCUUCCAAGAUGAUCUUGUCCGAUCUUCAGGAAAAAAUUACAGGAAUCGAGCGGGCGAUGGUUCAUGUUACUAGUGACGAAAAUGGAAAGAUAGGGUUAGUGAAAAGUACAGAAAAUCGGAAUAGAAAAGAAGAUAAGGAAGUUAUGGAUGCUAAAAGUCUCGUUAAGGGUUUGAAGGCUGAAGAGUUGGAAGCACGAUUAUUUCCUCAUCAUAAGUUGAUGAGAGAUCGGACGUUAUCAAAAGCAAUAAUAUCCAGAGAUUCCGAGGUUAAUGUGGAUAAUUCUAUUGCAUUGAAUUUCCCGGUUUAUUUGAGAAAGGAAGAAUCGCUGGUCGGUGAAGGGGAAAGUAAGGUUCAAGAAAUGGAUAGUUCUACAUCCUCUGUAGCAGAAACUUCUUCUCUAAAUGCGUUGAAAGACGAAGCUGAUAUUGAGGCUAUGCUGAUUGCGGACGAAAAUCUCGACGAAUUCGACGACCAAGAGAGAGAACCAGCCAUGAAAUUCGAAGAGGAGGUGGAAGAAAAUUGUAAGUACAAGUUGAACGAUAUCGGAUUCAAAACAUCGACCGGAGGGUGGUUUGUCUCAGAAGGAGAGGCUGUUCUUCUUGCACACGAUGACAGCUCUUGUUCGUACUACGACAUUACUAACUGUGAGGAGAAGGCUGAAUACAAGCCCCCGAGUGGAGCGGUACCAAAUAUGUGGCAAGAUUGUUGGAUAAUCCGAGCCCCGAGUGCAGAUGGAUGCUCCGGUAGAUAUGUUGUAGCGGCAUCGGCCGGAAAUUCGAUCCACACGGGUUUUUGCUCAUGGGAUUUCUACACAAAAGAAGUACGAGCUUUUCAUAUGGAUGACGAAGAAGCCACAUGUGUGAACACCGUCCUCGCUCCUUUAUCGAACAACAAUAUGUAUCAAAGAAAUGCUAUGUUCACUACCAUGGCUACUGAAAACAGACAAUGGUGGUAUAGUCCAUGCGGCCCACUUAUUACAUCAGCUGCCAGCUGUCAGAGGACGGUCCAAAUUUACGAUAUUCGAGAUGGGGAGAAAGUAAUGAAAUGGGAGCUGCAAAAGCCUGUGAUGGCGAUGGAUUACGCUAACCCUGUGCAGUGGAGAAACAGAGGAAAAGUGGUAAUUGCAGAAUCGGAUGCUGUUUCUCUGUGGGAUGUCAGCUCUCUUAAUUCUCAGGCAUUGAUGUCUGUUUCUUCGUCUGGUCGGAGAAUUACUGCUCUUCAUGUGAAUAAUACGGAUGCAGAAAUCGGCGGAGGGGUUAGACGAAGAAUUAGUUCGGCGGAAGCAGAGGGAAACGACGGUGUUUUUUGCACUUCUGAUUCGAUCAACGUGCUAGAUUUUCGGAGCCCAUCUGGUAUAGGCCUUAAGAUACCGAAAGUUGGAGUGAGCGUACAGUCAGCAUAUUCUCGUGGAGAUUCAAUUUUCGUUGGAUGCUCGAGUUUAAAAUCAGCUGCGAAGAAGCAGUACUCUUCGGAAAUCCAGCAGUUUUCGCUGCGCAAACAGAGGAUUGUGAGCACGUUUGCUUUGCCGGAAUCGAAUGCUAAUAGCACCUACGCAGCACUUGCGCAGGUUUGGGGAAAUUCGAACUUUGUGAUGGGAGUUUGCGGGCUUGGUUUGUUUGUUUUCGACUCGUUUAAGGAAGAUGGAUUAAUGUCUUUAAAGAGCCCGAUAAAUGUGAAAGAAGCUAUUGGGCCGGAUGAUAUGUAUUAUCCUUCUUUCGAUUAUUCGUCUUCGAGGGUUUUGCUGAUAUCGAAAGAUCGUCCUGCUCAGUGGAGGUACUUGCUGUAGAGAGAGAGUGCCAUGGAUUUAGCAAUGACUUAUUGCUUGUUCUUUUCCUAAAUGUUUUUAUUUUUUAUUGUGGUGUUUUUUUUUUUCAAAAUUCUGCUAUGUUUAUAGGUACUGUAUAAUAUGAUCUUUUUUUUUUUUUUUUGAAUAUUAUAUGUGGGAAUUAUCUAAUGUCGAAUGCUAUGGUGUUUCGUACAUGUGUAUUAGUACACAUUGGAUUGUGUGUAUUUUUGUUGAAACAUUUGCUUUGGAACCGUCAAAUUGUGUGUGAUUUUCACUGUCUUAAAGUUGAUGUUCAUUGAUGAUGCA
Molecule: messenger RNA, 3248 nt
Organism: Erythranthe guttata (spotted monkey flower)
Lineage: Eukaryota; Viridiplantae; Streptophyta; Magnoliopsida; Lamiales; Phrymaceae
Product: KIN14B-interacting protein At4g14310
Molecular function (GO): protein binding
Source: RefSeq, a predicted model, not a curated record